UCAUCAUACAAGUUAGCAUGGUGCUAGUCAGUUUAUCGAACUGUAUCUAAUACUAUUUUAUUGUUUCACAAAAAGUUAUUACCACGUAUUGGUGAAGGUCUGUACAUAUUAUAAUAAGCUCAUGAAAUUGUUGAUCUCGGUUGAGACUGUGGAACAUUGCAGGAUAGCGAACUAUUGGUUAGCUUGUUAGCGAACACUUGUGACAGCACAGCGCUGUCAUAAUGGGGACAAGUAUAUUGCUGGUGAAUAAACCUGUUGACGUUCUCCAAAAGAAGAUGGAGCUACAGGCGGUAUUGAUGGCUGCUGGUGGUGGUUCUCGUAUGAUGGACCUGACCUACAACACCCGCAAACCUCUGCUACCUGUAGGGAACAAGCCCCUCAUCUGGUACCCCAUCAACCUGCUGGAGAGAGUGGGGUUUGAAGAGGUAAUUGUGAUCACAACCAAAGAGGUGCAGAAGAUGAUCAGCACAGACCCCAAGAUGAAGCUGGAUGUGAAGAUGAAGUUAGACAUAGUGUGUAUCCAGGAGGAUGCUCACAUGGGCACCGCAGACGCCCUCAGACACAUUCAACAGAAAAUCAAGACGGACAUUUUGGUGGUGAGCUGUGACCUGAUAACGGACGCUGCUCUCCACGAGGUGGUUGACCUGUUCCGGGCUCACAAUGCCACCCUCUCAAUGCUGAUGAGCAAAGCCCACGAGUUCACGGAGACUGUCCCUGGACAGAAGGGCAAGAAAAAAACAGGGGAGCAGAGGGACUUUGUUGGGGUGGACGGAACAGGGAAGAGGCUCCUCUUUAUGGCCAACGAGGCCGACCUGGACAAAGGUCUAGUCAUCAGGAAGUCCAACAUGAGAAAACAUCCAAGGAUGCACAUCAAAACUGGCCUUGUGGACGCCCACCUGUACUGCCUGAAGAAGUCUGUGGUUGACUUCCUGGCUGAUAACAGAUCUGUCUCUUCGAUUCGGGGAGAGUUAGUCCCGUAUAUCGUCCGCAAACAGUUCUCUAAAUCCAUGACCUCUCCGAAUGUCAACGAUGAAGCUGAUCAAAAGCUUAAGAAAAAGGAUGGCAAUGCAAACGUAGAGAUUAAGAUCUUGUCCAGGGAUGAGGCGCUGCUGCAGCUAACCCGGGAGAGGUCCUGUUGGAAUGACCAUCGUGGGGACAUGAGUGAGGCCUACCACGGAGGACGCCUGCGCUGCUACGUGCACAUCAUGGACGAGGGCAUGUGUUACCGCGUCAACAUGCUAGCGGCCUACAUCGAAGCCAAUCGCCUGGCCCCGAAGCUGUUUGAUGAGCCUGCAGUCCAUCCAUCAGCAGCGAUAUCUGUGCGCUGUCUGAUUGGUGCUGACAGCAUAAUAGGAGCAUCCUGUCAAAUCUCAGACAAGGCAUCCAUCAAGAGAUCAAUGAUCGGCGCGUCCACCACCGUCAGAGAGAAGGUCAAAGUAACCAACUCCAUCAUCAUGCACGGAGUCACCAUCGAGGAGGGGUGUAACAUCCAGGGCAGUGUGAUCUGCAGUAACACUGUGAUCGGCCGAGGUGCAGACAUCAAAUAUUGCCUGGUAGGGAGUGCCCAGCGCAUAGAGCCAGAGGGUGAGCAUACUACUGCAUACUACUGCCUCACCUUGCCAUCACACACUCAAGUCCCACUCACCUCCACUUUAUCCGGCAACAGUAGGGUUGCAAAAAUCCAGUAACCCAAAAUUCCUAGGUUUUCCAGAAAUACUGUUUGUAAGAUUCCUGGAAUAAGGACAUAGAGAAUACAUAGGAAAUCUGGGAAACUUCCCAACUGGGAUUUCUGAAAAAUCUGGGAAUUUGGGGAAAGGUACCUGACUUUUGCAACCCUAAGAAGAAGGAAAUAACACGGUACUAGCCAAAGUAGCAUGUGUGAACUUGUGUGGGUCAGUGUUUUAUGUGACUGUGAUGCGUUUUAUUCUACGCUUUCUUAGAUCGCAUUAAAACUGAACCCUCUGUGUAUAAUUGAGCUUUUACUUUUUUUAUAUUCCUAAUCCCCUUGUUCAUACUCCCUAGAUGGAGCUGGAGGGGGGGGGGGUGUUGUGUGUUUGUGUUCCUGUGAUUUAGUCAGUGUGUGUUUUUGGGAUUGGGGGGUGGUGUGGGGGAGGAGGGGUCUGGGGGCUGUUGAAUUCCGGGUGGUCCUGGCCUGUUCUCUAACCUCUCCAUCAAUGACACUGCCAGAGGCGCCCCUAAAAUGUCCAGGGCCUGCUCAGCCUAAUUGACUGAACAACAGGGUGUUGCUACACCACGGCCCCCUGCACCAAAUACUGCAACAUUUACCCCCCUCCCAACCAACCCCCUUCUGUCCCUCCCCAUCCAUGUUCCAAGUUCUCAGCCCGGCCCAGUUAUCAGAGUGCGACUGGACCUGAUUAGCCUGCCGUAACCUGGAAAGCACUGACUUAUGGAGCGGCUCCCAGAAAACCCAAAUUACAAUCUAGACCCGUGUACUUCCCACACAUUCUGCCCCACAGCCCAGCUCAACACAGCCCAGCACAAACCCCCCACACAACUCCUUUUAAGUUUAAAGCACAGAAAGAGCACAAUUCAAAGAUAUCCCAGAAAAAAGGCUAACCGAGUCUGUAACAGAGCAGAGGUUAAUGUAACCUAUCAUUAUAAAAGCAUUACUUAUAAUAACUGCAAUAAAUGUCUCGAAAUAGCCUGGAGGAUAACAACAACCACUGUCUUUAAGUUCUACACUCAAAAGCCCUUUGAUUUCAUCAUAUCAAAGCUCCAAAUUCCCAUUCAAUUUGAAUGUUAUUAAUCUUAAUGAAUUCAAAAGUAACAUCUUUUUUUCUACGGACUGGCUGCGAUUCCGGAUUUUCUGAACCUGGAAGUUUUCUGCGCAUGUUUGGGAUCCUCUGCGCGCUUUCCCAUCAGAGUCCUUUCAGCUACUGCUCAGUGCUCAUUCUCUCUGUGACUCCGUUGCUGCUUCUUUGAACAAACUUAGUUCUGUUGUAGCAAUAAUCAAAGCAGACAUAAGCACGACACAACAGGCAGUCUAGCGAUUUCAUGUUCUUUUUUCAGGAGGGGAGUUAGCCUUCAUGCAGCUAUUUAGUUAAGUUAUAUGUUAUAAGUUAUAUGUACACAGCAUAUCAACAAGCAAGACGCAGACAGGCAGUCAAUAGUGAUUUAAAGUGCAAACAUUAGCUAUUGUAGUUAUUUUUUCAGCAACUCUGACUAUAUGCCAGCAUAACUAUAAAGAUUACAUCACACAGAAGGCGGAGUUUUGCCCCAAUGCAAUGUGUAGAGACUGCGUCUUGCUUGUGCUAUGGCAAUAUCUGUAACAACAUCUUUCAUAUGCAGUACCAGUCAAAAGGUGACUACCUCAUGAAGGUUGUUGAGAGAAUGCCAAGAGUGUGCCAAGCUGUCAUCAAGGCAAAGGUUGGAUACUUUGAAGAAUCUCAAAUACAAAAUAUAUUUUGAUUUGUUUAACACUUUUUUGGUUACUACAAUGUCCCAUAUGUGUUAGUUUAGUUUUGAUGUCUUCACUAUUAUUCUACAAUGUUGUCUGUCUGUGUGCGGUGUCUACCAAUUUGUGUAGCCGUUAGCUAAUGAAAACAGUCUCUGGUAGAUAGAAAGGCUUUCCCAAAAACCUUCAAUUUGAUUUGACUUAAAUGUUAGCCCAAAAAGUAUCCUAUGCUUAACUGGCAGAAUGAUAUCAUGAUUAUUAUUAUCAAUCCAGUGGGUAUUUGGUUUGCAAACUCAUGUGUGCUACAAUAACACUGCUAAACACAGCCUCUUGCUUCGUGCUCAAUUGAAUUAAAGGGUAAAAAAAAAAUCUAAAUUCUCAGCUUUUUUCCAGACCUCAAAAGUGGUGACCUGAUGUGGUUUAAACAUUGUUGUGCACUUAGAACAUCUAGUGUGGUUUUUGUGUAAUUUUGAGAGUGGAAACCUGACAUAACUGGGAAAAACAGAAACCUGGGAAUAUGUGGGCUAUUUACUUAUUUUUUUCUGUUUUAAUAAAAUAAAUUUAACAUUUAUUUUUUGAUAAAAUAC
Oncorhynchus kisutch (coho salmon) is the source of this 4002-nucleotide messenger RNA. RefSeq names its product translation initiation factor eIF-2B subunit gamma-like. The transcript has 11 exons. Gene Ontology annotation, molecular function: translation initiation factor activity; guanyl-nucleotide exchange factor activity. The record is from RefSeq and is a predicted model, not a curated record. Gene Ontology annotation, cellular component: eukaryotic translation initiation factor 2B complex; guanyl-nucleotide exchange factor complex. Lineage: Eukaryota; Metazoa; Chordata; Actinopteri; Salmoniformes; Salmonidae. Bases 222 to 1688 code for a protein of 488 amino acids. Gene Ontology annotation, biological process: biosynthetic process; cytoplasmic translational initiation.